This is a messenger RNA of Wickerhamiella sorbophila, 900 nucleotides long. RefSeq names its product Assembly chaperone of RPL4. Gene Ontology annotation, molecular function: protein binding. NCBI's taxonomy places the organism in Eukaryota, Fungi, Ascomycota, Dipodascomycetes, Dipodascales, Trichomonascaceae. Bases 1 to 900 code for a protein of 299 amino acids. The record is from RefSeq and is a predicted model, not a curated record. The transcript has a single exon.
AUGAAUAUUCUUGAGUUGGUUCAGCAGAACCCUCAAGAGGCGAUUGAUAUUGUGACGAAGGCUGCUGCGGCCGAGCCAGAUAAACUGGACGCCCAGCAGCUCGCCGCAGAGGUUUGUUUCGAGCUCGGUUUGGCAGAACAGGCUUACGGCUAUCUGCAACAGACACUGCACCUGGAUCCAGACGGAACCAAAGGCGGCUACGUCAAGUUCCUGUGGCUGGGACAGCUGAUUGGUGGUAAAACCGGCAUUAAUUAUUAUAAACAGGGUAUCAAUGGUCUCCGUCAACAGCCAGUCGAGCAGUCGGGCCCGCAAAUUAUCAAGGGCCUGCUAGGAAUGAUUGAUAUUUAUAUGACAGACUUGUGCAUGGAACCCGAGGCAGAACAAGUUUGCGAAAAGUUAAUCGCUGAAGCAUUGUUGCUGGACGACAACCACGCCGAAGCAUGGUCAAUUCUUGGCAGCAUUCGGAUUUCCCAGAUUCGAAACGACGAAGCCAAACAAGCCUUGGAGAAGUCGUGGUCGUUGUUCGACAAGGCUCUGCUUGAGGCACAGCUGGAUACCACAUCUAUGCCGGCGCUCGUUCGUUUGGCCCAGAGCAUGAUCGAGCUCGAGAUGGCCGAUUUGGUGUUGGACCUGACGACCCAGGCGACCCGUCUCGAUGACCAGGUUCCCGAUUUGUAUUAUCUCAAUGCCUUGGCCCACCAGCAGCUCAUGGCCCAAGAAUCAGACCCGGCAGAGCUCAAUCGACACAAUGCAGCCAUUCGGGAUGCCAUAGAACUGCUCUCACAACUCGAUGAAUCCGUCGAUCCCGAGAUGGCUGCGGCAAGUAACGAGCUGGUUGCUAGUCUUCCGCCUCUCACGGAACCUGUUCUUGAGAGCGACGACGAAAAUGUAGAAGAAUAG